This is a messenger RNA of Symbiodinium pilosum, 569 nucleotides long. The record is from the annotation of a GenBank genome assembly. Lineage: Eukaryota; Dinophyceae; Suessiales; Symbiodiniaceae.
GCCGCGAGCCCUGUGCCAGACAAAGGCUGUCGGCAACUUCGCUGGUGGUAUCGGGCUUUGGGCUUUGGGCUCUGGCUUGGGUGCCUCCAAGACAACCUACUCCAAGACAACCUGGCAUUCCUCCCACUGCACGUUCGGCGUUUUACCCUGGCGGGGGGCCGCGAGAGCAAUUGGCUGCUGUUGCUGCUUCACUUCGAAGGGAGCGAGCGAUGAUAGAAGAGAAGCAGCAACAGCUUCAGCGGGCCGCUUCGGUCUUGGCGCAGCAGAAGCGCCAGAUUGAGGAAGAGUACCAGGCACAAGCUAUUGAAAUCCAGGAGUUCAAGUCCAAAGCAGAGCAGAUGCUGAAAGCCGAGCGAGCGGCUCUUGAGAAGGAGAAAGCUCGCUUGACCAAAGAGUCCGAGGCUCUAGCGCUGUCUCAGCAGACUCUCAUGCAGCGAGCAGAGGCCAUGAGCAAGUCAACCGCGAGAGAUGCUGACCGCAGCGAGCAAUCGCUUGAGCUUAUCGAGGCAGUACGACGUGAGAAGGCAGCGCUGGCCCGAGGACGGAAGCAGCUCCGACAAGAAGCUGAG